AUGACAAAGUCCAUGAAUUUCUUCCAGAACAUCAUUAAACCCUUCAAACGCAGCUCCAAUCGAGGCCUCGAAGACGAUAUCGAGAAAAUCGCUGCUCUCGAGCAGAAAGUUUUCCCAUUUCAAGUCCUAGUCUCCGCCACCAAAGAUUUCCACCCGACCCACAAACUCGGCGAAGGUGGAUUCGGUCCCGUCUUCAAGGGAAGGUUACAUGACGGGAGAGAGAUAGCAGUGAAGAAGCUAGCUCAAGGCUCAAGGCAAGGCAAGAACGAGUUUGUAAACGAGGCUAAGUUGUUAGCUAAAGUCCAGCAUCGGAAUGUGGUUAAUCUCUGGGGCUAUUGCACACAUGGAGACGAUAAGCUCUUGGUCUAUGAGUACGUCGCUAAUGAGAGCCUCGACAAGGCCCUCUUCAAAUCUAAUAGAAAAGCGGAGAUAGAUUGGAAGCAGAGGUUUGAGAUCAUAACUGGCAUUGCAAGAGGACUGCUCUACCUCCAUGAAGACGCACCAAACUGUAUCAUCCAUAGAGAUAUUAAAUCUGGCAACAUUCUGCUUGACGAGAAAUGGGUUCCAAAGAUUGCAGAUUUUGGGAUGGCAAGACUCUAUCAAGAAGAUGUAACUCAUGUCAACACUCGCGUCGCAGGAACCAACGGUUACAUGGCGCCGGAGUAUGUAAUGCACGGUGUUCUAUCGGUGAAAGCAGACGUGUUCAGCUUCGGGGUUGUGAUUCUAGAGAUCAUCAGCGGCCAGAAGAGUUCUAGUUUUAGUAUGAGACAUCCUGACCUGACUCUUCUUGAAUGGGCGUAUAAGUUGUACAAGAAAGGGAGGUCGAUGGAGAUAGUUGACACGGAGAUAGCAGCUUCGGCUGAUCCAGAGCAAGUCAAGCACUGUGUUCAUAUUGGUUUACUCUGUGUUCAAGGCGAUCCGCACGAGAGACCGACUAUGAGACGAGUGUCUCUGCUUCUCUCGAGAAAACCGGGAAAUUUAGAAGAACCGGACGGUCCGGGUGUAGCGGGGUCUAGGUACCGACGUAGAACGCAUCAUCAUCGGCCUUUUGGGGUGGUUUCCUCGGUUGGUACACAUUCGACCACUGGUUCGAGUACAGAUUCUUUUGGUUCGAACUUGAACUCGAACACUGGAACUGGGAGAGCUACUCCGGCGUCUUCUAGGACUCCGACUCGGGCUCACGCCACUAGAAGUGCUGGUGCAGGUGCGAGCUCUAGCUCGGACCCUAACGGGAAACGACCUAUGAGUUAUUGA
Molecule: messenger RNA, 1254 nt
Organism: Microthlaspi erraticum
Lineage: Eukaryota; Viridiplantae; Streptophyta; Magnoliopsida; Brassicales; Brassicaceae
Source: the annotation of a GenBank genome assembly